UUCUAGUUCCCUCGCUGGGCAGGUCACUGGCCAUGGCUAUGCCUUGGUUUCCCCUCUGCCGGCUUGUGGUGGUGUCAUUUCACAUGAGCAAAAGUCUCGGCCACCCUCCCAUAACGGCAAGGUCUGGAGAAGGGUAAACGCUGUUCUUAUUAUGCUGCAAACCCCUUGUUCAGCACGACUAGCUCAUCAUUCUAGUGGUAUCGGCACCAUCUUGCUGCCAGUGCACUGAUGUUAUCUAUGGCUUCCUCUCUGCUUGUUGGCAUAGCUGUUUCACUCAUUUCCUCCGUCCUGUUUUCAAUCAGAGCUGAUGAAACCUUCCCCCCAUGGUGCCCAUGCUGGGACCCAAAGACCUCGUGAUACCAGCUGAUAGAGGGAUCCCAUGGGUUCACCAAAGAAGCUCACAUGAGGCUGGCUCUCCAGUCCCGGGAUCAUCCCAGGAGCCAUUCUCUGCACCUGCUCCAGCUGGAAUUCCUCUUUCUCCAGCCAAAGCUGGACUCGGCCUUCCAGAUGAGGUUCUGCCACCGCCUUCUACAUCCUACAUCUUAAAGACCUCAUACAACUUGGAGGUUGCCCAUCUAGAAGCAAAGAAUGAAAGAGGAACUAAAGGGUGGAGAUAGGUGGGUGGGUCAUUCCCCCAUCAAGCACACAAGAACUCAGUCAACAUGGUGUUAUGGAAAGUAGCUCUUGUCAAACAAACCUGAUUUAAAUCAUUGAUGAGAACUUUGGUGAGAUCACAAGUGUGGUUGGUAAAGGUCACUGCGUAGAUGUAACAGACACAGGCUUUGGUGAGGCAUUUGACCUAGUACAGCUUAUCACACCAAUGGAGCGCAUGGUAGUGGACUAAGGAAUAGCUGAUUGAUAGAUUGUUGUCACAUAGUUCUCACUGGGGAAUCAUCAUCAGUGAAAGGAGGUGUUUCCAGUGAAGUCCCCUGACGCCACUCAACGGUGUCAACAAUGGUCUGGAAGUCACUAUGAAAUCACUGUUGACAAAAUGUACAGAGGACACAAAGAGUGGAGGACUGAACAAUGGCGAUGAGGCUAGGGCAGUUCUACGGAGGGAGACGGAUGGUCAAGUGGGCCCAUCCAAACAAAGAGCUCCAGUCUCAGCACGCCUGGCAGGGGAGUUGACAAAGGAACAGACAUUCCCUGAAGCACCCAACCCGGGCUGAGGAUGGAGGCGUGCGUAGGUGGAAUAGCCAGGUGUGGAGUCUCAUUCUGAAACAUUGGUGGGCCCUACAUUCUACGGGCAGGCCAGGGAAUCUCCCGCCGGCCCCGCUGGAGCAUGUUAGCUAGCGCUUCUCGGUUCCCGAAAGAAGGAGUCUCAGCUGAAUAGUUACAGAUGCAAAUGUUACAGGGUGGCCUUAUUACAAGACGCCUCCCUUCUGUUUUCAUCUCUGUGCAACACAAUCAGGGGUUGCCGAGUGCUCCAAACAGCAGCAGGAAACACCCCUGGUGAAUGUAGGGAAAUCUGUCCUGGCCCCGUGCCCGAUGCCACCAUGAACAGCUGCCUGCACACAUCCAGCAACGUCACCCUCCUGACGUCCUCGGUCUCCAGCGUGACCGGAAUCGUUUUCCUCCUCCUGGCCGCUCUGAUCGGGCUGCCGGGCAACCUGUUUGUGGUGUGGAGCAUCCUGUGGAAGAUGAAGCCCAGCUGCCGCUCAGUCACCUGCCUGCUGGUCCUCAACCUGGCCAUGGCCGACGGGGCCGUCCUCCUGCUCACGCCCUUCUUCAUCCUCUUCCUCACUUUCAAGACCUGGUUCUUCGGCCUUGCCAUCUGCAAAGGCGUCUACUAUCUUUGUUGCGUCAACAUGUACGCCAGCAUCUUCAUCAUUACACUCAUGAGCGUGGACCGGUGCUUGGCCGUCAGCCGGCCCUACCUCUCCCAAGCCAUCCGCAAGAAGCGCCUGGUGGUCAAGAUCUUGGCCGCCCUCUGGGCAGCAGCUGUCUUGUUGGCUGUCCCGGCCUUUGUGUACCGGCAGCUGCUGUCAGACCCAUCCGGGCGGUGGCUGAUCUGCGAGCCGUGCCAUGCCACACCGGGACAGGCUGUCUUCCACUUCACCAUGGAGACGGUGGUGGCCUUUGUGGUGCCCUUUGCAGUCAUUGUGGGCUGCUACUCCGCCAUCUUGGUGCGACUGCGGGGGCGGCGGUGGCACCGCCACGGAGCACGGACAGGGAAGCUCAUAGCCGCCUUGGUGCUCUGCUUUGCUGCCCUCUGGGUGCCCUACCACGUGGUCAACGUGCUGCAGGUUGCCUCCAAUGUGGCCUCAGGGAGGGUGGCGGAGAGCCUGGGCCAUGCGUGGAAGGCUGGCCGGGCGGGGGCCACUGCCCUGGCCUUCCUCAGCAGCAGCAUUAAUCCUGUCCUCUACGUCUUCGCCGCCGGGGACCUGAUCAAGACCUCAGGGGCCAAGUUCAUCGCUCAGUUCUUCGAGGGGGCCUCCGGGGAGGUGCACAAGAAGUCGCCCUCCCAGAGGGACCUAGACAAGGACACAGUAGCAGGGGAAGGCAUGGAGAUAGGGCAGCUGCAGGCAUGGGGGGAAGGGGUCAAGCAGGACGGGGCCAUAGGGCAGUUGACACCCCCUGGACAGGAUCCACACCAAGCUGCAGCCCCUUAGCCCGCUCUUAUGCAGUCCUACUUGUUCACUACCCUUGCGGGUGCUUUCCCUUUAAGGGUGAAGUUUCUCUCUGCUGGACAUGGUUUCUCAUAGACACUUUCCCUUUAAGAGCAGGUCCUCAUGGACCUCCCCUUUAAUUUGCUCUUAAAGGAGAGUUUCUUGCUGCCAGACAUUUCUCACUACUGGAUACUGAUCUUCAUGGACACUUCCCUUUUAAUUUGCUUUUAAAGGGAAGUUGUGCCAAACAUUUCUCACUGCCAGAUUCUGGCCCUCAUAGAUGCUUCCCCUUUAAUUUGCUCUUAAAGGGGAAUUUCUUACUGCCAAACACUGCUGCCUUACGUUCUUGUGCCCCUCCUGUGUCAUGGGACAUGCCCUUCGCAGGCACAGUUUAACCCUGCCAGACUCCAUCCAGCAUGGAGACUUUCCCUUUAAGAGUGGAAUUUCUCACUGCCAGACUCUGAUCCUCAGGGAGAUGUCCCCUUUAAGGACACCGUUUCUCACUGCCAGAGUCCAAAUUUCAGGGUCACUUCCCCUUUAAGGGGCAUUUAAAGGGGAAUGUCUUUGUGCUGGACUCCCAUUCCCAUGUUGUAUUAAUGGGAGCAAACUGCUGCCUCUUUGUGGUGAAAUGUGCACAUUGCGAGUCCAGGUCAUAGACUAGAAAGACAUAGGAACUGCCCUGCUCCCAGACUGGCCCCAUGGCCCUGCCGGGUAUGGCCCAGGGCACAUGCCGCUGUCCCUUGCCCCAUGGACUCAUGUGGUUACCACCUGUAGGUGCCGUGAAUACAGGGGGCCAGGCCAGCUACUCACCUGAUGUAAUACAAAGGUUGUUAUAUGGGUACCGCUACCCAGUCAAUGUUCCUGGGUUCUAUCCCUAGCUCUUGGAGGGGAGUGGUGUCUAGUGGUUAGAGCAGUGGUAGCUGAGAGCCAGGACUCCUGGGUUCUAUCCCUAGCUCUGGGAGGGGAGUGGACAUUGAAGUUAGAACAUUGAGGGCUGGGCAUCAGGACUCCUGGGUUCCAUUCCUGGCUCUGCCACUGAUCUGCUAUGAGUCCUUAGGCAAUAAACUUCCUCUCUCUCUGCCUCAGUUUCUCCUCCCAUCCCUUGUCUAUUUAGUUUGUAAAUAAGGCAGGAGUUGGCUGUCAUUCUGAGUCUGUGCAACGCAGGACACAAGGGAGGACCCCACCCCGAUCUCAGUCAGGGUAUGUGCAGCCCCAGGCACAAUCUGGGCCCUGAUCUCUGUGGGGAUCUCUGCAACACCUGCCACAACAGGAGGGCCUGAUCUGACCCAGAUUUGUGCUGAUAGUACUAAAAAUAUCAUCCUUUGAAUUCAUGGACCGAUACCAUCUUGUCUCUGAACCGCAGGACAACAAGAUCUUUGCUCAGACAACACCCACAUGAGGUGAUAGGUUGAGGGUUACAUACCAUCAAACUCAUUCUUUGGUCAGUAGAUCUAUAAAUAAAUCGAUCAUUGGUGUGUUAAGAGCCCAUGUUUAUGUUACAUAGAACUAAUUGUAAUAAACCACUUCAUAGGUGUUGAAAAUUCAUCUGACACCCAGAGUUCCUGUUCAACUUCAGGAAGUCAUGAAAAGCUUUCAGACUCUUAUUAGUUGGGUUGGGUCAAUUAAAGGUGGAUUUGAUCCCUGCCUCUGGGAGAGGAGUGGGGUCUAGUGGUUGGGUGCGGAGGGCUGGAAGCCAGGACUCCUGGGUUCUAUUGUGGCUCAGGGA
Messenger RNA from Dermochelys coriacea (leatherback sea turtle), 4335 nucleotides. It is a transcript of the gene LTB4R2, whose product is annotated as leukotriene B4 receptor 2. Gene Ontology annotation, biological process: complement receptor mediated signaling pathway; inflammatory response; positive regulation of cytosolic calcium ion concentration. Gene Ontology annotation, molecular function: complement receptor activity; leukotriene receptor activity. Gene Ontology annotation, cellular component: plasma membrane. The transcript has 4 exons. The coding region runs from base 1497 to 2612 and encodes 371 amino acids. Lineage: Eukaryota; Metazoa; Chordata; Testudines; Dermochelyidae. The record is from RefSeq and is a predicted model, not a curated record.